Acyrthosiphon pisum (pea aphid) is the source of this 780-nucleotide messenger RNA. RefSeq lists its product as uncharacterized. Bases 310 to 780 code for a protein of 156 amino acids. The record is from RefSeq and is a predicted model, not a curated record. Lineage: Eukaryota; Metazoa; Arthropoda; Insecta; Hemiptera; Aphididae. The transcript has 2 exons.
GUCUGCAAAAACUGGAUACACUCAGUUACCUACAUUACUCAGUACACUUCAUAUUUUAGAAGUUUUUCUGAGGGAUAUUGAUGAUCCAAUAGUCUAGUUUUAUGUCCAGCAAACAGAGUUCAGAAAUAUGGAUAGGGUACUGGGAAAUAUAGGUAAUUUGGUUACCUUGUUUUCGUGGACACGUGGUAUAUAUAUUUAUUAUUUAUAAUUUAUUAACAUUUAGGUGUGCUAAAUUUUGACAUCAAUUUUAAAUUGUGUGAAUCACCAGAUGAAGACCCAUUAGAUUUAUGCGCACCAGUUAACUGUCACAUGAAAUAUCAAGGUUUUAGAAGUGUGUUUGAUGCUUUUAAAAGGCAAUGCAUAUCUAUUCCAAUAUGUAAUAGAAGAUUGAACAAUGAAAAUUCAUCAAAUAUAGUAUAUGACCCUUAUAGCAACAAUUGCAUAGCUUUAACGGAUAAGAUAUCAAUAACUGACAUUGAUAGUAUACUUAAUGAAACAGAAGACAAAAAAAAAAUAAAAAAUAAAAAAAUGAAAUUCCUGUAUCAAUCAAAUAUACGAUGUCACCAUGGCAAGAUGGACGAGAUUAAUAGGUCAUGUAUUUGUGACGACGGUUGGGCCAGUACUCUAAAUUGGAAUUUUCCCAUUGUUUCCACUGUGCCAGUUUAUAUGUGUACGGUUCAAAUUCAAAGUACAAAUAUUCGAAAACUUCUAUUCAAGAUAAAUAACCUCGACUCCAAAAAUUUCGUAUCCUUUAUACAACCUUUAAUAUUAAUUGAGUAA